GUGUGCGUGUGUGAUAUGGAAGGGAGAGAGAGAGUUGUGUAAUCUGUCCAUUUUGUAUCGCUCCUUUUCUCCCCUUCAGGCCCCCCGGCUGCCAGACGUCACACCAGUUUAAAACAAGGACAAAAAAAGUUGUCGGGUGAACGAGAAAAAAAAAACUGAAACCCUUCCCUGAUCCGAAUCCAGGGAGGAGUGAGUGAGUGUGACAGAACGAGGGGGACCGAGAGAGAGAGAGCGAGCACGCGAAGGAACCUUCUCUCACAGCCACACAGAAUACACAGCGGUUGUUCUGACUAUCACCGAAAGGAACGGAUAAUAACUCACCCCGGGAAUCAACAAAAACACAUAUACGGUGGUCAGAAAGUCGUUACCGGGGGGAAAUACUUCAGGGCGAGGCCACCGAGAGAAUGCGUCUCAGGUUUCUGUACAGGAUUUAUGCGCUGUGUUGUUUUGUGGCAGUCACAUCCUCUCUGACCAAGGCUGAGAAGAAAAAGGCGACGGGCAGAAGAUCUCGGCAGGUGGACAAUAGUCCGGAGGGGGUGUGGUCUGCCUGGGAGGAGUGGUCAGGAUGUUCUCAGAGUUGUGGAGUGGGCGUGUCACAGAGAACCAGAAAGUGUGAAGCCCCUCCCCGUCCCCUAACCCCACCCCUCUCCCACUCUCCUCCAAUCUGGGGGGGUUCAUCGUUCCUCCCAGGGCGGGCAGGGGGUCCCAACCAUGGCUCUGUCAUCUCCGCCAUCCACCCCUUCUACCCCCCUCAUUACUCUAGCAACCAGCCAUCCCAGUACGGGGGAGGAGGUGGGGGAGGGACAGAGAGACAGCCAGACCCCUUCUAUCCCCCCUCACUCCCAUCAUCCAAUCAGAACCCAGGACUGUCUCUCUAUCGGGACACUCCUAUAGGAGGAGGGGCAGGAGCUGUGCCAGCGCAGUCCUCCAAUCCCACGUCUCCCCUCUAUCGCCCGGAAUUCUCAUCACCCAAUCAGGAGCCAGGUUCUGUUUAUCGCUCCCCCUCAUUUCCUGCCCCCCCAUCCAGCUACAGCCAACCAGCACAGGCCGCCCGCCGGCCAACCAAUCCUGGAACAGGGAGGGCGGGAGGAAGUGGCAGCAGAAGGUCAGUGUUGCCCAAUAGGGGGGCUCUACCUGCUAGUAGGUCCUCUUCUAUCCGUCCGGGUCAGUUUGGUUACGGCAGGGUUCCCUUCUCUCUGCCAUUACACCGGCAAAACCGGCAGGCCCGCCACACUGAGCACGGCAAUGCUACCAUAGCAACCCUGGUACUAGAGACCGAGGGGCAGGAGGGAACUGUUAACAUUGACCAAAUGGACAGAUCUGGAGAAGGAGAAGAGAAGAGGAGGGGAGAGAAGGAGAGAGAGGGAAGCAAGAACCACAAAGGGAAUAGGGGAGAGAGGGAGCAUGAGAGGAGAGAGGAGGAAAGGAAGAGAGAGAGGGAGCAUGAGAGGAGAGAGGAGGAAAGGAAGAGAGAGAGGGAGCAUGAGAGGAGAGAGGAGGAAAGGAAGAGAGAGAGGGAGCAUGAGAGGAGAGAGGAGGAAAGGAAGACAGAGGGGGAGAGUACGGAGUCACCUGUCGCUAAGGCAUUAAUAAUGACAACCAUAGCUAAACCAGAAAGGAAUGGACAGAGGGACACGGACACUCACAGACAGACGGACAGACAGAGACAAGCUGCUGCGGAGCGAGGGAGGGAGCGAGGGAGAGAAAGAGAGAGAGUGCCCUCGACACUCUCUCACUCACACAGGCUCUCUCCCUUCCAGCCCAACCAUGACAGAAUCAUUGAUAGACGCGCCCCUCCUCCCCUCCCCCCUCUGCCUCACCCCUACUCCCCCUCUCUCUCUCACCCCUACUCCCCCCCUCGCCACCACUCCUCUCCCCAGCACAGAGAGAGACAGUCCCCCUAUGGGUUCAACCCUCAGCUCCAAUCCCCUCACCCUGGACCCCCCCAACCCAACAUCUACCCCCUGCAACAUCAGCAGCACCCCCACCCCCUGGCCGAGGGGGAGACAGGGGGACAGAGAUUACCCCCCCAGAACUACAGGUGUUCAGGAGCAGAGAAUGAGUAUCGUCGGUGCUUCUCACAGGUAUGUGUAGGAGGUGCAGACUCCAGAGCAGAGCAGUGCGCUUCCUACAACAACCAGGAGUUUAUGGGCAGACUGUACGACUGGGAACCUUUCACUGAGGUUGGGGUGGAAAAGCAGUGUGAGCUGACGUGUAGGCCGGUUGGAUAUCGCUUCUACGUGAGUCAGGCAGACAGAGUGAGAGAUGGAACACCCUGCAUUAACACCAGCACCAAUGACGUGUGUGUGGCCGGGCGCUGCCUGACUGAGGGCUGUGAUGGGGUGUUGGGGUCUGGCUUGGUGAUUGACAGGUGUGGUCAGUGUGGGGGGCAGGACCUGUCCUGUCAGAAGCUGAGCGGGAGCUUCCAGAACACCAGUGUUCCCCUUGGUUACCACAGAAUUCUGGACAUCCCUCCAGGAGCUACUGCCAUCAACAUCACAGAGAGACACGCCAGCUCCAACUACCUGGCCCUACGUAGUGGUACAGGUGUAUCAGUAGUGAAUGGGCGCUGGGCGGUGGAUCCUCCAGGAGACUACGAGGCAGGGGGGACUACCUUCACCUACACCCGCCCCAGGGCUCUCUCUGAUGGGCAGGAGGACAGAGGAGAGACCCUUAGAGCUCCAGGACCCACCACCACACAACUGACUCUAUAUAUCAUCUUCCAUAGGCAGAAUCCAGGGAUCGACUAUGAAUUCUACAUCCCAACAGAAAAGAAAGUGGAAGAGAGGGAGAGGCCGCGAGAGAGAGAAAGAGAGAGGCCUAGAGAGAGAGAAGUAGAGAGGGAACGACCGAGGGAUGGAGGGAGGGCACCCCUGAGAGACACUAGUUCUCUCAUUGUAACAGUGGAAGACCCUAUCCGUCCUCCCCCCAUCUCCUCUUCCUCCUCCUCCUCUUCUUCCUCAGACAGAUGGACAGCUGAGAGCUCCCGCCCCCGAGGCUCAGUACCCAAUCGGAAUGCUCGAAUCCCACCUCGUACCGACCUGCCCCUCGACACCCAGUCACCCUUCGUAUGGAGGAGGGGCGGGCUCACUGAGUGUACUGCUUCCUGUGGCAAAGGGUCCCAGUACAGGGUGAUCCUGUGUAUUAACCGCCAUACUGACGAGGAAGUCCCAGACAGGAAGUGUGACUCAGCAGUAAGACCCUCCCCUGAGGAGGAGCUCUGCAACACACACCCCUGCCCAGCAUUCUUCGAGGCCAGCUCAUGGUCAGAGUGCAGUGUGUCUUGUGGUAUGGGAGUACAGCAGAGACAGCUUCAGUGCAGACAGAGCUUUGGGAACCGUUCCACCAUGGUUCAACCACAACGCUGCUCCAACCUAACCCCACCUGACCUCACCCAGUCCUGCCAGCUACGACUCUGCUCACACUGGGAGAUAGGCACCGACUGGAGCUCUUGCUCAGUGGACUGUGGCAUGGGGAAGAGAACUCGUAAUGUCCGCUGUGUCAGUGACCAUGGCAGCGUGGUGAAUGACAAGGAGUGUAACGCCAAGCUCCGCCCACAAGGAAGUGAGGACUGUCACAUGGGGCCCUGUGUAACCAACUGGUACUUCACUGGCUGGUCCAACACUUGUUCAGCCCCGUGUGGUCCAGGUGUUCAGAGGAGAGAGGUGUUGUGUCUGACCCGUGGAGGGAGAGAGGGAGGAGAGUGUUUGGGGGACAAACCGGCGGACAUGAAGGCGUGUAACGGGGGUCCGUGUUCUCCCACCUACAUGUGGUACAGUAGCCCCUGGGGUCAGUGUAGUGCUCCAUGUGGGAAUGGAACGCAGCGAAGGGACAUCAUCUGUGUGGAGAAGAUGGGGACAGAUUUCAAAGUGGCACCGAUCAGCCAGUGUGCCCAGCUGGAAAAGCCUCCCUCGGUGCAGACGUGUGCGAUGGAAGCAUGUCAGCCUCAGUGGUUUACUACGGAGUGGAGCGCGUGCUCUCGUUCCUGUGGUAAGGGGCUACAGAUCAGAGAAGUACGGUGUCUCACACCUGACAAACAGCACAGCCCAGAAUGCUCCCCUACAGACAAACCUGACCAGGAGCAGCUCUGCAAUACCAUACCCUGCAGUCCACAGGUCGCAGAUGAGAACUGCAGGGACCUGCGUCAUAACUGUGUGAUGGUGGUUCAGGCCAGACUGUGUGUCUACUCCUACUACAAGACUGCCUGCUGCGCCUCAUGUACCCAGAGUGCUCAGCGGGCCAAGAGGCACUGACCAGCCAAUAACAGGCUUCCAGACGAGAUCAGCCAGGGGUCAGGGUUUAAGGGGUUAGAAGUCAAAGCGCAGGUUACCAUAGAAAUGAUCAGACCAUAGAAAUGGAGUUGAUAUAUUACCACAUGAAGUGGGGAUUGAAUUGUGUUCUGGGCCAGAUGUACAGCCGUUAUAGAAGGGAUAUUUUGGAAUGUGAGUUAAUUUGUUACUUACUACAUUUCUUACAUUUGAUGGGUUAUCUGCAUAUGCAAAAAAUGUGCCAAUGACAUUGUACAGAGCUCCAUAAUAUGGAACAUAACUGAUUUCUAUGUCCACUCUUUCUGUUUCUAUGGCUGAGAGAUGCUGUGGAUGAUGUAUGUACACCCAGGACCUGGGUCCAGAGCUCUGUCCCAGUAGCCAAACUUGCAUACUACUUAGUGUGAGGUGAAGUAUUGUCCAUGCAUACUAUGUAGUAUGCUAGUAUGGAUAGAUGGGACCCAGAAGGUAUAACCCAAUAGCAGUGUAAGUCUAUGAUGUAUGUUUUCUAUGUUUGUGUUCUAUAUGCCAAAAAACUAUUUGAAAUGUCUCCUCAGUGUUUAUACAGCAUCAUCAACAUUUGGUGAAAACAUACCAAAAUGUAAAAUGGUGGCCUAGUACAAGUGACCUGUUUUUAAAGGACAUUAGUGGAGAGAUGUCCAUAACCUGAGAACGCCCCCAAUCUGAAAACAAGCAGGGGUAGAAUGAAACGACUGUAUGGUCUAUUGGUGACUGUCCAGGUAUCCAACCUGUGCCCUCAUGACUGUUAGCCCACUGAGCUAAAGCCAAGGCAUUAACCUUGAAAGCUAAUACCAGUGUUCAGGCCUCAGCCAAGGUUACACCCAACCACCUCUGCUACAUACAGAAAAUAUACCACUACCUGAGACAUUUGUAUCAUCUGACCCAUCAAUAUGUUCAAGAAUGGUAGGUAUUGAAAUAACAUUGUAUUCAUUUAUGCAUUCAUUUUCAGAAAUGCAUUUGCCACAAUAUGCAAAGCUGUGUCUGAAAGGUUCAAUUCAGCUGUUUUUAUCUCCAUAUCAAAUCCUUUCUGGGUAACAAUGAAGUACCUUACUGUGACUGUUUUCAAUUCAAAUGGUCAAAAAGAAACUAAAUAACUUCUUAGCAAAGAGCAAUUUCUCAAGCAAGAAUUUUGCUAGGAAACUGAAAACUACUGUAGCUGUUAUUGGCAGAGAGGUUUGAAACUAUUUCUCUUUUUAGUCGCUUAACUAACUGGUGAUGUCACCAUGCAGACCAAAACGUCAUCCCACCAAAACAGGGAGAAAUUUCAAGCGGUCUUUUCAAACAGCUCUUACACUAAAAUGGCAUUAUCAUAAUUUUCACAAUUUCACAAUAUUAUUCCAAUACUGUGGAAGGAUAUAUAAAACACAGCAGAAUCACGUUUUUGAGUGCACUGGGCCUUUAACUUCCAAAGGAGCAAGUAACAUCUCCCUGACUAAUUUGUGUUUUUACUGAAAAUGUUUAAAAGGGUUCUUGGACUUGGACUUAAACAAAGCUCUUUUUAACGGACAUUGCCCCUAUGCCUUGACAUAGUUGUAACAUGUUACUUACUGUAUGUUACGUCUACAGCAUACAGACACACACACACACACACACACACACACACACACACACACACACACACACACACACACACACACACACACACACACUCCACAGGUGAAUGAUGUGUAUAUUUGUCAGGCAAUAUUAAAUUUGUAUGUCUAUAUUUCUGUGUGAACAUAUACUUAAUAUACAUAUCCAUAAAUAUAUCCUAUAUUGUGGUAUGAUUUGAAUUGUAGGCAUACUGUACAUGUUAACUGUAUGCAUAUAUUCAUAUAAAGUAUUCAUAUUUUUCAGUCAUCAUAUUAAGAAGAACAAAUUAUAUUUUGCUACCCUUAGAUGGUGUGUGUUGUGUGUGUGUUUGUCUUCCUGUCUCUGUGAAGUUGCCUAUUUGUGUUUAUUUGUGUGAGUACGCAGCCAUGGGUGUAUUGUUGUAUGAGUCUAUCUGUGAAUGUCAUUUUCAUGUUUUAAAUCGUUUUUAGUAGAAACAAAAAGUUUUAUAUUAAAAAAAUAUAAUUGUAAUUUAUUUUUUUUCUUAAGAGGACCUGUAGAAAAUUCCCCUUGUUGCUUCCGUGUCAGAGUUUAUGAUCAGAAGUUAUUGUGUAGAAGUAUAUGGAUUUUGUAUUAUUUUGAAAAAGGCAAAAGAGUGUGUGGAAAAUGCUAUCACAAACUUAAUCUGAAAUAAAAACUGAAACCAGAAAAUA
This is a messenger RNA of Oncorhynchus keta (chum salmon), 6529 nucleotides long. RefSeq names its product ADAMTS-like protein 4. Gene Ontology annotation, cellular component: extracellular matrix. The transcript has 17 exons. The coding region runs from base 405 to 4253 and encodes 1282 amino acids. NCBI's taxonomy places the organism in Eukaryota, Metazoa, Chordata, Actinopteri, Salmoniformes, Salmonidae. Gene Ontology annotation, molecular function: metalloendopeptidase activity. The record is from RefSeq and is a predicted model, not a curated record. Gene Ontology annotation, biological process: extracellular matrix organization.